GCUCGGUGCGGCCAGCCGGCGGACGAGCAUGGAGGAGUCGCCGCCGCCGCCGCCGCCGGCCCGCGGCUGGUGCUGAGCGCCGUGAGUCGGGCCGCUCGGUUGGGGCUCCCUUGGGGCUCGGGGGGAGCGCCCCGCCCGGACCUCCUCCCUCCCAGCCGGACUCUUUUCGGGGGGUGGGGGCUGCUCCCCGGACAGCAGCGCCCCGAAGCAUUUUGUCGCCCCCCCCUCGCCGGGGCCGGGACGCCUUUCCUUUGGCGCCCCCGUUUGCGAGACCCCCGGAGGGGCGCGGAGGGGGGGGGGCUCUCUGCGCCACCUUUUCCCUCCCGGCCGGGCUUUUUCUGCGGGGGGGGGGCAUCCCGGGGAAGCAGCUCCGCGGAGCCCUCGGCUCGUCCCGCCAGGCGGCUCCUGGGCCGGGCCGGGAUGCGCCAUGGCCACCUCCGCGCCGCUGGCCUGCCGGGUGCAGUUCCUGGACGACACCGACCCCUUCAACAGCACCAGCUUCCCGGAGCCCACCCGGCCGCCCUGCUACACUUUCCGCCCAGACAUCCCGCUGGCCACCCAGCUGGCCUCCCUCCACCGCCUGCUCAAAGCCCCCCAUAAGCUGGAUGACUGUGCGUUGCAGCUGUCUCACAAUGGUGCCUACUUGGAUUUAGAAUCUACCUUGGCAGAGCACAAGGAUGAAUUGGAAGGUUUUCAGGAGGAUUCUGGAAGAGGAAAAAAGCACAGUAUAAUUCUGAGGACCCAGCUGUCGGUCAGAGUCCACGCCUGCAUCGAAAAGCUGUACAACUCCAGUGGGCGGGAGCUGAGGCGGGCCCUCUUCUCCUUGAAACAAAUAUUUCAAGAUGACAAGGACUUGGUUCAUGAAUUUGUUGUGGCGGAGGGCCUGACAUGCUUAAUAAAAGUAGGAGCGGAGGCAGACCAGAACUACCAGAAUUACAUCUUGAGAGCGCUGGGACAAAUAAUGCUGUAUGUGGAUGGGAUGAACGGCGUAAUUAAUCAUAAUGAGACAAUCCAGUGGCUAUACGCUCUCAUUGGAUCAAAGUUUCGCCUGGUUGUAAAGACAGCACUGAAAUUACUCCUUGUUUUUGUGGAGUAUACAGAAUCCAAUGCGCCCCUCCUCAUCCAAGCUGUGUCCAUUGUAGAUGAAAAAAGAGGCCUGAAGCCAUGGUCCAAUGUCAUGGAGAUCUUGGAGGAAAAGGAUGGGCUUGACACUGAGCUGCUAGUUUAUGCAAUGACUUUAGUGAACAAGACACUGGCUGGCUUGCCAGAUCAGGAUUCCUUCUACGACGUUGUGGACUAUCUAGAAGAGCUGGGGAUUGAAGCUGUUUCCCAGAGACACUUGAACAAGAAAGGGGCGGACUUGGAUCUGGUAGAGCAAUUCAACAUUUACGAGAUGACGCUCAGACACGAGGACGGGGACAUCAACGGGGAACCCCCUCCCAGUUGCCGGAAAGACCGCAGAAGAGCCAGUCUGGGGUGCCCCGAGCGGAGGGGGCUGGAGCGACGGAGGAGCCGGAGGCAUUCUGUCCAGAUGAUCAAGAGCACUUUAUCCGCUACUCUGCCUCAUGACUCCUGCGAUGCAAUCUGCCAUGUGGCUACGAAGGCCGUUGUUGCUGCGUCACAUUUUCACAUGUGUGUUUUUCCUGCUGCCUUUGUUGACCGGUUCUGUAGAGGAUCUGAGCCGGAGACCCCCCCAGGCUUCCAGAGUGAGGAGGAGUCUGGCAGCGCCUUUGAGGAUGAGCUUAGAGCAUCGUCACCUUUAGAGGAGGAGGACUACGAAGACGAAGAAGAGGAACAGCCAAUCACUGAGCCCAAUACUGAGGAUGAGGGGCAGGAAGAGGCAUCUAGGCAGGGCCGAGACAGUGGGCUCUCAGAAGUGCACCAGACUGAAAAUGGGCCGGAAAGUCCUGAGACUGCGGCCACCCCAAGUGUCCUUUCUCAAGAAGAGAGGCCUACUGAGACCUUUAGGGCAGAGAGUCCUUCCAGCAGCUCUUCGUCUUCUGUGCCUGAUCUGUCUGCUUCCUGCCAUUUUCCUCUCCGCUCAUCAGCCUCCUCAUCUGUACCCAUCAGCUGUUCACAAAAUUCAUCCUCCUCGUCAGCUGCUUCAAAGUCCUCAUCAGCCUUUGAAAAACUACCUUACGUUCCUCAUAGUCCCUUCCACCUCUUCUCCUAUGACCUUGAGGAGUCCUCCACGGCUGGGAAAGAAAAGGAACCAGAAACUAUAAGAGAACACAGAUACAACGGCUGCAGCAAUAGCACCAAUUCCUCCCCGUUCCCUCAUUCAGGAUCAAGGGCAACCCCAACAUCAAACUUCCACUGUGGGGAAUCCCUGUCGCCGCCUCAAGAAACUAAAGGAGAGAGGCCAUCUUUGGGUGGUCUUCUGACAUCGUCUUACCGACAACACCAAGAAUCUUUGGCAGCGGAAAGAGAGAGGCGGCGUCAGGAGAGAGAAGAGAGGUUACAAAGGAUCGAGCGUGAAGAGAGAAACAAAUUCAAUCGUAAUUAUCUAGAUAAACGAGAAGAACUCAGACAAGCAAGAGAAGAGAGAUACAAAUACUUGGAGAAAUUGGCAGCAGAGGAGUAUGAGAAGGAGCUAAGGAGCCGGAGCGCCUCCAGGGGCCGGAGCGACUUGCCUCUGAAUUUGGAGGGUUCGUCAACUGUUCCCGUUCCCCAGUGUGUCAGCCCCGGGUCAGCUGAUUCUCAGGAGGAGCCAAGCACCCCUGCGACCUCUUGCGGGGCUCUUCACACCUUGGAAGUGAGCGCCAGUGACCCUGAAUGCGAACCGGAAGUGGAGCCAGAGGGAGAAGCGAAGCCAGAGCAGGGCAAGAAGGAAGCGGGGACGCCUCACGAAGCGGAGGCUGCUGAGGCGGAGCCGGAGAGCGAAGUGGAGCAAGGCCCGGAACAAGAGUCGGAAGACGGCUCCGUCCUGAGCGAAAAAGAGCGGCAGAAUGAGGAAGUGAACGAGAAAGACAACUGCUCGGCCUCCAGCAUCUCCUCAGCCAGCAGCACCUUAGAGAGGGAGGACAAGUUGACCAGUGACAAUGAGACUGGUCCAUGGUUACGAACCAUUCAAGAUGUUGCAGUGAAUGAUCAAGGCAGCAAUGGUAUUCUGGAUAACCAAAGCUGGGGUUUGCGCUGCGCUUGGAUAUAUUUGUAGUGCCCGGCGCAACAACAGAAGUCCAAGGAUGAAGAGGUUAAAGAACUGGAGGAGGAGGCCGAGGGGAAGGCGCUUCGGCGAGAGGGCGAAAGCGACACUGUAUCAACAAGCUGCAGCAGGAUCUCCGUCCUGCAGGCCACCCAGCAGGCCAAAGACGAAAGUGUCAAAAAAAUGGAGAUUGGGAAUUGGGAUAACCAUGGCAGCGUGAAGGCCUUUGCGGAACGAUUCAGUAGCGGUGAGCUGGCCAAAGGCUCAAACUUUCCCGAAAGCGAUUUCAGUGAAAAGGUCUCUGAAAAGACCCCCCUCGUGCUGGCGAAGAAGGAAUCUGACUAUAUUUGGGAUCAGCUCCUGGCCAAUCCGAGGGAACUUAAAAUCAAAGACAUGGAUUUUACAGACUUGAGGGACGAUGAUGACGUUGACGUUUUGGACACAGGAAUGGGUUCCGGUGACGCCCUGGUUCCCCCACCCCCACCCCCGCCUUCCUUUUUCGGUUUGCCCCCUCCACCCCCUCCCUUGCUUUACGGAUGCCCACCUCCACCCCCACCCUCUGGUAAUUUAUUGGCGCCCCCUCCCCUGUUUGGCACUCCUCAGAGUUUAGGAUCUCCCCCACUCCAUAGGGGUCAUCCGGCUUUUAUUAAAAAGAAGAAAACAAUCCGCCUGUUUUGGAACGAGGUGAGGCCGAUUGAAUGGCAGUGCAAGAACAACAAACGCUGCAAAGGAUUCUUGUGGUCGAAACUGGAACCUAUUAAGGUGGACACAUCCAAGCUGGAGCAUCUCUUUGAGUCGAAAUCCAAGGAACUUCCUGUCACAAAGAAAACUGCUGCUGACGGAAAGAGGCAAGAAAUCAUAGUGCUGGAUUCCAAGCGGAGCAAUGCCAUUAACAUUGGGUUGACAGUAUUACCCCCUCCAAGGACAAUUAAGACUGCCAUUUUGAACUUUGAUGAAUAUGCCUUAAAUAAGGAAGGAAUCGAGAAAAUUCUCACCAUGAUUCCCACAGAAGAAGAGAAACAGAAAAUCCAGGAGGCUCAGCUGGCCAAUCCCGACAUCCCUCUGGGCAGCGCCGAACAGUUUCUUCUGACUCUUUCUUCCAUCUCCGAACUUUCCGCCCGACUUCAGCUGUGGGCGUUUAAAAUGGAUUACGAGCUGGUGGAAAAGGAGGUGGCAGAACCACUUUUGGACUUGAAAGAAGGCAUGGACCAGCUGGAGAACAAUAAGACUUUGGGAUUUAUCCUGUCUACUCUGCUCGCUAUUGGAAAUUUCCUCAAUGGCACCAAUGCCAAAGCCUUUGAACUGAGCUACCUCGAGAAGGUUCCAGAAGUGAAGGACACCGUGCAUAAGCAGUCUCUUCUGCAUCAUGUCUGCACAAUAGUGGUGGAGAAAUUCCCAGACAGCACUGACCUUUAUUCUGAGAUUGGGGCCAUCACUAGGUCAGCCAAGGUUGACUUCGAACAACUUCAGGACAACUUGUGUCAGAUGGAGAAGCGAUGCAAAGCAUCAUGGGAUCAUCUGAAAGCAAUAGCAAAACAUGAAAUGAAACCAUCUCUAAAGCAAAAAAUGUCCGAGUUCCUGAAAGACUGUGCAGAACGAAUAAUAAUCCUCAAGAUUGUCCACAGGAGAAUAAUUAACAGGUUCCACUUUCGCUCUUAUUAUUUAUGUAAUAUCCAUAUCCUUAUAAUGACAUCCGAAAGAUGUGAAGACAUCAAUAAGUUCUGCAAAAUCAUUAGUGAAUUCGCCCUGGAGUACCGCACAACCAGAGAACGGGUUUUGCAACAGAAGCAAAAACGAGCCAAUCACAGGGAGAGGAAUAAAACCAGAGGGAAGAUGAUCACAGACACUGAUGAAGAAGAUGACGUGGAGUCUGGGAAGUUCUCCUGCAGUUCUCCAACCCCUCAGAACCAGCCGCAGGGGCUGCAGUACGCUGAAGAUGCCGCGGAGCACGAGCACAUGAAAGCCGUCCUGAAGACAUCAUCUCCGAGCGGGGAAAACACCUCCAUGUUAGGAGUGCGCACUCGAAGUCGAGCCAGCCGAGGCCGUGUCGGUUCGUGGACUGCUAGCAAUGAUGAAUCACCAAACGCUACUGAUGAUGCAGCAGAUGAGAUCAUGGAUCGCAUUGUUAAGUCUGCCACGCAAGUGCCAAGUCAGCGCUCAGUGCCUAGGGAAAGGAAGCGAUCCAGAGCAAACAGGAAGUCACUUAGGAGGACGCUAAAGAGUGGGCUGACACCAGAAGAAGCCAAAGCGCUGGGUCUCCUCGGCACUUCUGAGAUGCAGGUGUGACGACCAACUCUCCAGCUGACGGACCGUCCUCACACUCAGCCGCUGAGGCUGCCAACAGCUGUUCGGCGUAGCGUUCUCCUGCCAGGUCCACCCACGGCUCCUAAUCCCCCGUCAUCUCCUAGAGAUUAACGUGUGUAACAUUAAAGCAGGCAAAAAAAAAAUCACACAACCUAAAGAGUUAAAGCAAAGGCUGUGUAGGUGGCAGCAAUGAAAGGGCUGGGGGAAGGGAGGGUCUGGAAAAUUGCAUUGUGCUUGUUCUGUCCGACUUUAUGGUUGUGGUUUUUGAGAAGAUUCUCCCGUGGGAUGUCUUGUAGUGUGUGUGAGAGGUAUAUAAGUUCAUUUUCCAUGUGGCCUGUUGUAGUAAUUGUGGAGUAUUCCGUCAUUUCAAAGGGCAGUCCUUGAAACAGGCAAACCAGCUUCUGUAACAGUUACUGCAACUCUUCAGACAACAAUGUUGUUAAGCAGAAAUGCACCGUUAUUGUUAUCUUUCCACCAAAGAAUGUAAAAACGUAUGUCUACUUAUUUAUA
This is a messenger RNA of Sphaerodactylus townsendi, 5959 nucleotides long. RefSeq names its product formin homology 2 domain containing 3 (gene FHOD3). Gene Ontology annotation, biological process: cardiac myofibril assembly; cortical actin cytoskeleton organization; sarcomere organization. Gene Ontology annotation, cellular component: cytoplasm; cytoskeleton. The record is from RefSeq and is a predicted model, not a curated record. NCBI's taxonomy places the organism in Eukaryota, Metazoa, Chordata, Lepidosauria, Squamata, Sphaerodactylidae. Gene Ontology annotation, molecular function: actin filament binding.